UUAUGAAUCCUAAUUGAACCUCUUUAAAUAAUUAAAAGAUUUUAAAUAAUUUUUACUUCGCCUUGAACCUGCUAUACUGUCGCCCAUACCUAGGUGGUCCGUAGUCUGGCCACCACCUGUUGCGUGUCUGACGGAAGCCUUGGGACCUGGAAAAGACGCACGGGCCACCCUAAGCUGUCGUCAAGCUGGCUAUCACUGAGCAUUGCUGGAUUCCACCCACUUCUCUCCUCUCUACUUACAACAUCGCCGUCAGCGCCUCCAAUUCAACUCAUUUCUCCCACAGCGACCGGAUUGCAACGCGCCAAAGCCAUGGGUUCCGAUCCUCAAUAUGCCAAGUGGCCGCUGCUGCCCCUCUCGCAGCACGUCUUCACCCUCACAAACGCAUAUGCCACGAGACAGAGUCAGCAGGCCGCCGUCAAGGCCCUCCACGAUGCCAUCACCGGCGACAAGAUGGCGCCCUUUUACAGAUACCUCGCGCACCCUACAGAGGGUCUUCUCAACACCGUCAGUGAUACCGGCUCAGCAGGCGGCCCGGGCAAGCCCCUGAGCAGAAAGUCCAGCUUGGCCGGCAUCGUUGCCACCAAAGGCCCCGCUACCGGCGUCAGCUUGCCAUGGGAUGAGGCUCUCUACAACAGCCUCAAGGCCGAGAACGAUAAGGAGCUUGCCGAAUUCCAAAAGGAGGAGGAUGAGGCCGUCGAGCAGGCCGGAGACACAGAGGUUAUGGCUGCCAAGGGCAAGCGCGCCGAGUUCUGGGCUCGCGUGGGCGACAAGGACAAAGCGCUCACCGCCUACGAAGACGUUUUCGAGAAGACGGGCAUUCUCGGUACCAAGAUCGAUCUCGUGCUCGCAAUAAUCCGCACCGGCUUGUUCUUCGGCGACAAGCUCCUCGUCAAGAAGCAUAUCGAACGCGCCAAGACCCUCGUCGAAACCGGCGGCGAUUGGGACAGACGUAACCGCCUCAAGGCUUACGAAGGCCUACACCUCCUCACCCUGCGAUCUUAUAACGUUGCCGCCCCGCUCCUGCUCGACUCUCUCUCCACCUUCACCAGCUAUGAACUGUGCACAUACUCAAAUCUCGUUGUGUACUCUGUGCUAGCAGGAUCUGUCUCAUUGAAGCGUGUAGACUUCAAGUCAAAGGUUGUCGAUGCACCUGAAAUCAAGGCCAUUUUGGGUGAUGGUGAGGACAAGUUCCUUGCUCUCAGUGGCGCAUUGAGCGCUGGACCUGGCGCAGAGGACCCCGCGGCCGAUAAGAACACCGAGGGCUCGGCCAAGACCGCCGUCAACUUGACAACACUAGGUUCCACCACUGAGCAGUCUGACUCCGAGCUCGCCAUUGAUUUCAGCCCUCUUGCGCGCCUUGUCAGCAGUCUCUACAACGGAAAUUACAAGACCUUCUUCCAGUCCUUGGCUGCCGUUGAAGAGCAAUUCCUCAACCAGGACCGCUACCUGCAUGAGCACAAGUCGUGGUUCAUCCGCGAAAUGCGCCUACGCGCAUACCAGCAACUCCUUCAAAGCUACCGUGUUGUCGGCUUAGACAGCAUGGCCAACGACUUUGGAGUCACAGUAGACUUUCUCGAUCGUGACCUCGCUCGCUUCAUUGCUGCCGGCCGUAUCCCAUGCACAAUUGACCGUGUCAGCGGCAAGGGCGUAAUUGAGACCAACCGCCCCGACGAUAAGAACAAGCAAUACCAGGACGUAGUCCGCCAGGGUGACCAGCUGAUUACCAAGCUUCAAAAGUACGGACAGGCUGUGAGACUAAGAGGAAGUGAGCGUGCAUAAGCAGCAAAUACUGGUUAGCAAAAUAAAUAGACGUCUAAAUGAUGGAGGGCGGUGCAACGUAUAUCAUGUUUUACGGUAUGGCGUUUGUAUGAUAUCAAAGCUCUUAGAUAAUGAGAAAUUAUCAUUCUAAUGUCAACUAGUGUGCAAAGUCCCAUAAGUGUCUAUGAUUUUAUAUUUAUAGAAUUAGGAGCGACUAGAAGAACUACAACCCCCAGAUAUCCCAACAUAAAAUCAAAGUAGCCGAUAGCCAAGAAAAUGAGUCUUUUGAGCUAACUAGAAAAAAAAAGAAAUGGUGAUAAUAGUAACAAUUGAAAGAUAUGUACGGGUUUUCUAUUGUUUUGCCCUGUGCAAGGCUGGAAAGGAAAGAUUUGUUUACUUGUACUUGUUGAUGAAGUCGUUGUGGAACUUGACAAUGCUGUCAACCCACUCGGUACCGGGUGCCAAGAAGGUAGUACGGAAGUGCAGUGUGCCUUCAGCCUGGCCGAAACCGCUGCCAGCAACUGUGCAGACACCGGUAGCCUUGAGCAGCUCCAUGCAGUAGAACUCAUCGGCCUUGCGGUUCUCGGCGGCAGCAGCCUCGUGAGCCUUCUGGGGCAGCGUGAUGGUAGGGAAGAGGUACAUGGAACCCUGAGGGGCACCGCACUCGACACCCUCCAUCUGCUCAAAGGCCUUGUGGAGGGCGUUGGCGCGCUCCCGGAGACCGUUGAAGAUGAAGUUGUACUCCUUGUCGUAGAGCUCAUAUGAGGGCUCUCCGGGCUUGGGAGGGUUGACCAUGACUUCGACAAGGCACUGGCCGAUGACGGGGGCGCAGAGCAUGAUGGAGACAAACUUGUAAAUGUUGGCCUCGACCUCGGGAUCGAAGCCUACAAGCUCAAAGUAGCCACCACGGUGACCGCACUCGCCAACCAUGCCCUUGGAAAUGCUGUGGAGAGAAGCAAGCUCAACACCGUCGUACUUGCCGGCGUUCUCCUGCUGCAUCUUGCGCAGGACACCCUUGAAGCUGUGGAAUUGGCCAAUGAAGACGUUGGUCUGGUAGACCUCGUCAGCCAUGAGAACAAUGUUCUUCUGGCUGGCAAAGUCGAUGACAGCACGGAUGUCUUCUUCGGUGAGCGAGGCACCGGUAGGGUUACCAGGGUUGAUGACAACCAUGCAGCGAACAUCGACACCCUCGGCAACGGCCUUGUCGUAGGAGGCCUGGAUGGUCUCGAGGGCGGUACCCCAGUUCUUGGACUCGUCGAGGUUAUACGGAACGGGUGUGGCGUCGAGAACAGCGAGGGUCGCAGAGUAGAGAGGGUAUUGGGGGAUCGGGAUCAUGACACCGCUCUUCUUUUCAGCGCAGAUGACGUUGAGCAGGGUGUUAACGCCGGACGAGGCACCGGCGGAGAGGAAGACGUGGUUGGGGUCGGCGGGGAAUCCGUCACGCU
Messenger RNA from [Torrubiella] hemipterigena, 3203 nucleotides. NCBI's taxonomy places the organism in Eukaryota, Fungi, Ascomycota, Sordariomycetes, Hypocreales, Clavicipitaceae. The record is from the annotation of a GenBank genome assembly.